Messenger RNA from Bemisia tabaci, 5500 nucleotides. NCBI's taxonomy places the organism in Eukaryota, Metazoa, Arthropoda, Insecta, Hemiptera, Aleyrodidae. The record is from RefSeq and is a predicted model, not a curated record.
GCCCUUCGUCUCGCCUAAGCCACGUUGGAAGUGGAGUGUAAUGCCCGGCCGAAAAGCCAAUUAUCUCUUCUUUCAUUGCGUUUUCUUUAUUUUUUAGUACAAGUUGUACUUAUUUUAGUGCUCUAUGUGUUAAUUAAACGUAAGGCCUGGGAUUUAUCUUUAGUUUCAAAGGUAAUUCUAGAAUUCUUUAGCCUCUCUACAAGUGUAGUUUGCGUGUGUGUUAUCUGUUUGACAAUUUGUUAUCAACAACUCCAAGAUGUUCUGAGCCAUUAUCAGUCUUGUUCAAUGUACGUUCCGCUUUUGGCGAUUAACGUUUUAUGAGGCCUCCUUUCAGCGUACCUGCCGGUGCAAAGCAAUACAAACCGGUAAAAUGAAAGUCAAGGAGCUGGAUCGAACCGUGAAUGUGGCAUGGUCUCCUGCCACACUUCACCCAAUUUUGCUAGCGACAGGGACUGCUGCUCAACAGUUUGAUGCCUCCUUCAGCACCGCAGCCGCUUUGGAAGUUUACUCUUUGAACUUGACAGAACCAGGAUUGGACAUGACUUUAGUUGCAUCCACUCCGAAUGAACACAAGUUUCAUAAGUUAGCAUGGGGAGCUUGUGGUCUUGGUUCCGAUAAUGCAGAUGGAAUAAUCGUAGGUGGUUGUGAUGAUGGCCGAGUUCAGAUGUACAAUGUCUCCAAAUUGCUCAAAGGAGAAAAUAGCAUCAUUGCUAGACAAGAUAAGCACUCGGGAGCUGUUAGGGCUAUUGAAUUCAACUCAUUUCAAACCAACCUUCUUGCUACUGGUGCCUCAGACUCUGAAAUCUUUAUUUGGGAUUUGAAUAACACAAGUGUCCCAAUGACACCAGGGACAAAGUUCCAGCCUGCAGAAGAUGUUGUUUGGGUGGCAUGGAACACGCAAGUUCAACAUAUUUUAGCCUCGACAUUUCCAACUCGAUGUGUUGUUUGGGAUCUAAGGAAAAAUGAACCAAUCAUCAAACUUAGUGACAGCACAUCUCGUGUGAGGUGGAAAGUUGUAGCUUGGAAUCCGGAUGUCGCCACUCAACUUUGUUUAGCCUCUGAAGAAGACCAAAGUCCUGUCAUACAGCUAUGGGAUCUUCGGUUUGCUACUUCUCCAAUCAAGACGUUAGAGGGUCAUCAAAGAGGAGUACUUUCAAUAAGUUGGUGCAGUCAAGACUCAGAUCUAUUAGCUAGUUGUGGCAAAGAUGACAAACUUUUUGUGUGGAACCCCAACAGUUCUCAUCAGACAGGAGAAAUAGUCUGCGAACUAUCAACAAGCAAUCAGUGGAGUUUUGAAGUUAGUUGGUGUCCACGGAAUCCUUUCUUAAUUUCUAAUUCAAGUUUUGACGGACACUGUAGCAUCUAUUCUCUAAGUGGUGGUCAGUGUCAGGCUCCAACUACAAACAAGAUAGCUGAUUCAUUUCCCGGAAUGGAACGACUUACACAAGCUCAACCAAUCGAUCAGCCCACGUAUCAUUCUGUUGUAGAUUUACGCAAACCGCCCAAAUGGCUAUCUAGGCCUGCAGGAGCUUCUUUUGCUUUUGGCGGUAGACUGGUUUUUUUUACAUCUGCAGAAAAGAAAGUAUUCAUGAGUCAAGUUGUAACAGAGCCUGAAAUAAUCAAAAGGUCUGAUGAAUUAGAAGUUGCGUUGCAGUCUGGUCAGUACAUAGAGUAUUGCCAAAAUAAAGUAGCAUCGCAUUCUGAUCCGCACACGCAAGACAUAUGGAAUUUCAUCGGUGCCAAUUUUCAAGUGGAUUCACGAGCUCAAAUGUUGAACUUGCUUGGCUUCACAGAAGAAUCAAUAAGUAAUCAAUUAAGCAAGCUUGUUAACAAGUCUCUCAGCAUAAAACAACCCGCGGAUGGAGACUUUUCCAAAGACAAUUUCUCGCAGUUCAACAAUGACCAACAAAAUGAAACAAAUUUGAACUCAGCCUCGCCUUUUGAUAGCAUCAGUAGGUCCUCGUUGUCUCCGCAAAGUUCGCCUAUCAAGAUUUCCUCUGGUGAUGAUGUUGAUGGAACCAUUUGUAAAGCUUUAUUGAUGGGGAACAUCAAGGAUGCCGUUGAAGUCUGCUUAUCGGAAAGUAGAUUUGCGGACGCUUUGGUUCUAGCAAAAACUGCGGGUGAAGAAAUCUACUCUAGGACCUUAUCCAAAUAUUUUCAUAAUCAAAGAUCUAAUUUGUCUAGUAUUAUAUCGGCUGUCGUUACAAAUGAUUGGGCGCCAGUUGUCUCCACCUGUGAUGUUUCAAGCUGGAAAGAAGUUCUGGCAGGGCUCUUGACUUAUUGCAACGAUGAUGAGCUAGCUGCUCUUUGUGUCAAACUCGGAGAGCGGUUGAAAACGGAAGGAAAUCCAAAUUGUGCCUUAAAAGCAGAGCUUUGCUAUAUCUGCGCUGGGAACAUCCAAAUGCUUGCUGAUGCAUGGAAAAAUGAUUCAUUCUCUCCAGCAAAAAUUCAGGAUAUUGCUGAACUAGUUGUUGUUUUGAAGGAGGCCCUGCAGAUACGUGGUAAACCAGUCAAUGUCUCUGGACAUCUUGCCAUCAUUAUGACUCAGUAUGCUGAAAUUCUUGUCACGCAAGGUGCUCUGAAAGCAGCUCUGGACUAUUUACGCUCCUCAGAUGAGGAACGAAUAAACGACUUACGAGAACGAUUAGAGAUUGCUUUGGGCCACAAACAAUUAAACGCACAGCCAGUGCGGUCGAACAACUUAUAUGGGAGACAAUCAUUGGGUAAUGUACCACCUUACUCAACAUCAAAUUUCCAACAGUCCCCGGCCAUGCAGUUUGGACAGUACACUCCCUCUGGAGCUUCUUAUAAGUCCCCUGCAUCAGGAUUUCCGCCUGUCAACAACCAGCAAAAUCAUCUCAAUCCUAUGUACGGAUCCGCACAACAGACAACUCCCUUGUUCAAUCCGCCAGGAUCAACAACAAAACCACCCGUUGCCCCAUCACCAUUCUCUCCAUCCAUCAUGCAGCCCAGCUUCAAUUCACCAUCAAUGGCUCCUCCGCCAACUGCCGCUCCUAGCACCUUGAAUCCUGUGACGCCUGCUUCAAGUGCCUUGCCUCCUCCACCACUCCCUGCAUCAGGAAGUUUUAGUGGUGGCAAAAGUAGCCCUGGUCCCAGUUUAUCUGCUCAAGGUGGUGUAUCAAGUCGCAGCAAAUACGUCGUAGAUCCUUCUGUACAGAGUGGUUACGGAGGGUACCGCUCACAGACACCUGCCCCAAUCACUGCUCAGCCCUCAUUCUCCACAGGUCCUGCCCAUCCAGGUUUUAUGAAUGUUAAUCAGCCCGCUUACGGUGAUGUUGCGGCUUCUUCCAUGCCAUUCACGCCGCCAGCGUCCUCUGCAAUGUACGGUGGUGCUCAGUCUCAAUUUGUUCCUAAUGCAGACGUUCCUCCAGUUGUGAAUAGACCUUAUGGUCCGACAGCUGCCACAAAUGCUGCUCCGCCAGGCUGGAACGACCCUCCAUCUCUCAGUGCCUCAUCACGGCAGCAGUCCAGACAAGAUUUUGCACCGCAGAAUCCUAUCACUCACCCUCUGUUUGGAGCAACACCACAGGAACAAGUGAUGUCUCCGCCUACAAACUACCCUCAGAUGAACGGUGGCUACAGGGAUCAAUUUAAUGCAACGCCUUCUUAUCAGCCAACUUAUCAGCCGCAAGCGGUUGCUCAUGCACCAGAAAUAAUGAAAAGUGAGCCUGAACCUCCUCGUCCAAAAGCUCCAAUUCCAGCCGAGCACCAACAACUUCAAACUGUUCUUGAGGAUCUGAGAAAUAGAUGUUACAACACUGCCCAAAAUCCACAAUCGAAAAGAAAACUGGAAGAAAUUUCUCGCAAGUUGGAAACGCUUUAUGAUGCUCUACGAGAAUCUAAGCUAUCAAACAACACACUAUCCAGUCUCCAUCAACUAGUUCAAUUAAUUCAAAUGGGAGAUUACAAUAGUGCCCUUGCUCUCUACACUCAACUCGCCUCUGGCCCUGAUUUCGCACAAAUAGCAAGUUUUAUGCCGGGAAUAAAAAUUUUGAUUCAGUCCGCUUUGCAAAUGAAUAUUUAUCUACAGUGAUAUUGAUCUUAAGCAUUGCUUGUUAUUUUUAUAUUUUGUACUCUGUUGCAAAAGCCAAGGUUUUUUAUUGUGUAAAUAUGUAGGUACGUACUUAUAAGUCAGACAUUUCCAUUUUGGUUUCUUGAUUUUCUCUGCCAGUUGCUGUUCUUUGCAAACAGCUAAGAUAGUACUAACUGCACUGACUCAAAUGUCUUUGCUGAUUGAAAAUUUGUAUCAUUACUACCGUAUGGGGUAGUAGUUUUAUUUAUCAAUGUUACUGAAGCAUCUGUGUUAGUGGAAAAUCCUGACACUUAAUUAGACUAUUAGCACCAAUUUAAGGCAAAGCUUUAGUAAUUGUUCAAAAUCGAGGAUUCUUGUCUCAAUUUUAGGUCAACAGUUGGUGUAACACUGUAACAGUUCAUCUGCAAUAGGGAAAAAAUCAUUUAUGCUUCGUAGACAAGAAAGCACCUAUCUGCAUAGGGAAACUAAUAGCAUAUACCUUGUUCCCAAAAUGAACUAGAAAUAUGUAAUAGUUUCUUAUUGCAAAAUGUAGUACAUCUCUUGUAUAAUGCCUCAAAGCUAUUCAGUUUUCAGCAUGCUUCAAGCAGGUUUGGGCAUGCAGUGUUCGUAGUCUGGGGAAACUUAGUUUUAUGGAGGCUGGGAUUUUUUUGAAGAAACACUAACAGUUGAGUGCAAUAGCAUUGUCCUGGAUAAUUUUCUCGGAUAUUUUAUGUUUUUUCUCGAUUGAAAGUUCGAGCCUUGUCUCAGUAAUUAGCAGGCAAGACAGUCAUACCCCAAAAAUUUUAAGUAAACGAAUGCAUGUAAUGUUGGUUUUUAUGGACUGUUUCUAAGUGGAGAUAAAUCUAUUUAUAAAAGACUUGUGUUUUUAUGAUAAUUUUUUAUUCAAGUCUCCGAAGUAUUAUUUUCACCCUAUUUGGAGUCAAUGAAGUCAAUAGAUCAGUAAGCUUAAAAAUUUGGCAUGUACAAUAAUGAAGGUUAGCUGUUUCUCUACAGAAGCUGUCAAAGUCAGUUGCAGAGUAAUCGGUUUUCUUCUAAGUUUUCAGAUUUUAUUACAAGCAUUAGAUUGCAAUCAUUUUAAACUGAAAUUUUGUGAUAACUUGAUUUUUCUUUUAAACUCACCCUUAAAAUUGAAUUAUUGAAUUGUUGUAAGUAAUUCCUUUUUUACCGUCCGGUUAUUUAUUCAAAAUGUCACUUUUUAUUUCAUUGUUCAUCAUAUGUUUAAUGAGAACUAGGCUUUACACUGUAGUAUUUAGAACUAAUUUCAAAUUUGAUCCAUGCAUUGACCAUGAAAAGUAAUCAUCAAUCAAAGAACCUAAUUAGAAUUUUUUAUGAAGGAUGAAGUUUGGAAACAAUCUUUUUCCAGAAACCUGUAACUUUUGUACCAAAAAUACUUUAAUAUCUUAUGUUCAUUGUUAAAAAUAAAAAGUUUAUUUGAAUAACUUCGAA